AUGGCUGUUUUUCCACCAUUUACUUUUGGCUCCGCACCGUCCGUAGCCAACUGUCGUCAUCAUCGAUUCUCCCCACCCCCGACUGCCGCAAUUUGGGGGGUCCUAUGCUUCUUUCUUACAUUGACCUUAGUCAAGUUAAGUGCGCUGAAAGCUUUUCUUUCUUCACAGUUCAGCUUAUCGAAGGAAGACUCAACCGACGACCGUACAACCCCAUCCCUUCCCUCUGAAGAGUCAACCACGUUUACCCUCUCAGCAUUGGCCCGCUCGGAGAGACGAAAUCGAAGUAAAAGACAUAUAAGGAAACGUGAAAAAUUACUUACGAAUUCUCUCUCUCUCUCUCUUUCACUCUCUCUCUCUCUCUCUCUCUAUCACGCACACACGCACAUACACGUCUGCUAUUCAAUCUAUCUAUCUAUCUAUCUAUCUAUCUAUCUAUCUAUCUAUCUAUCUAUCUAUCUUAGUUUCCUCAUAUCUAUCUAUCUAUCUAUCUAUCUAUCUAUCUAUCUUAGUUUCCUCAUAUCUAUCUAUCUAUCUAUCUAUCUAUCUAUCUAUCUAUCUAUCUAUCUAGAAACACAUAUUUCUGCCUUUUUUAACGCUCUACACAUUCUGCCAUUACAUAUGAAUAUUCGCCUGCAAUGA
Messenger RNA from Acanthosepion pharaonis, 639 nucleotides. NCBI's taxonomy places the organism in Eukaryota, Metazoa, Mollusca, Cephalopoda, Sepiida, Sepiidae. The record is from the annotation of a GenBank genome assembly.